Molecule: messenger RNA, 864 nt
Organism: Xyrichtys novacula (pearly razorfish)
Lineage: Eukaryota; Metazoa; Chordata; Actinopteri; Labriformes; Labridae
Source: the annotation of a GenBank genome assembly
AUGGCCAACAAUUCCUCUUCAUCCUCCUCCAGCAUCUAUCUGAUCCACUGUGCGGACUCUGUAGAUGGAGCUUACAUUUCCAUCGCCUACUACAUCAUUCGGACUCUCCUCUUCAUCCCUCUCUGCACCUUCGUCCUCCACCUGGGUUACCGACAAUGGCGUCAGCAGCGCUCUUUUGCAACAACCAGCCACUCGGAUAUCUUCACCUACCACAUGGUCGCUCUGGAGAUGUUCUUCGCUGUGGGGUUUAUGAUGUACUGUUGUGGUAGACUUACUCUGAACUUUGUGGUGAUGAAUCCGGGCUUUUAUCUGUCCUAUCUGUGCUUGCCUGGACAGAUCGGCUUUCAUGUCCUGACCUGUUUGGAGAGAUACCUGGCUGUUGUCCACCCGGUCUUGUACAUGAAGCUGAAACAGUCCGGUGGGGUCAGGAUCAGGAACAUCAGCACACUGUGUGUUUGGCUUUUUGCAAUUGGAUGGACCGGACUGGUGGUCCAGUGGGGUGAUGCAUUUCCCUAUAAUGAGAUUUUCUGUGUACUGGCUGUCUCCUUUACCCUGAUCUCUUUUUGCAGCCUUGUUGUUCUCUGUGUUCUGAUUCGUCCAGGGCCUGGGAAAGCUGGCAGGAACAAGGAGAGGGUUAAUCAAUCAAAGCAAAAGGCUUUCUACACCAUCAGUUUUAUCUUGGCUAGUCUCUGGUUGUGGUUUGGAGCCCUGCUAGUUGGGCUUGCUCUGGACAAAUCCACCCUGCUGAGUUACGAAGCUGGAUGUCUGGCGCUGGUGUCUGCAAACUGGUUUGGUCUGCCAUGUAACCUAGUGUCGCCUCUGCUGUUCCUGCACAGGGCGAGGAAACUCACCUGUUGGCGUUAG